This is a messenger RNA of Microthlaspi erraticum, 588 nucleotides long. NCBI's taxonomy places the organism in Eukaryota, Viridiplantae, Streptophyta, Magnoliopsida, Brassicales, Brassicaceae. The record is from the annotation of a GenBank genome assembly.
AUGUACCAAGAGCAUUACAAUGCCCUCUUCUCCAUGGACUUCAUGGACACCAAGUACCCUCAUGUUGACACGAUGAAGGCCCUUGGAAUCUUUGAGGAUGUGGAGCUAAUUCUCAAGAACAUGCACUUGGCCAAGCUUUUCUCUUAUCACAUGGAAUCCUACAAGGAGCUCACUUGCGAGUUCUUAGCUUCAAUGAGGCAGCUGGAAAUCUUGUUUGGGUUCAACUAUGGAGAGGGUACCAAGUGGAACUUCAAGGAAAAGGAACUCCAAAGGGUUUGGGCUACAAUCGCUGAUGGAGUGUACUCUUCCUCAAGGUCCAAGGCAGCUCAGAUCAGGAGCCCAGUCUUGAGGUAUGUGCACAAGGCACUUGCCAACACCUUCUUUGCAAGGAAGGCGACCGGGACCAUCAACGAGGGGGAACUCAAGUUUCUUGACAUGGGAAUCAAGCCCCUUCUCUCACGCACAAGCGAUGGCAAGAGGAUAAGGGGAGAUAGAUCUGACACAGGGAACUUGAUGCCUUUCCUUGACCACCUCCUUACCUACAAGAUCACGGCCUACAACACUAGACAUCAAGAGGAAGGCGCCUAA